CCAUCGUUCUGGCAAAGAAAACAAGAAUGCAGACUCCCUGAGUAGAAAAUCUCAUCAUUCCCCAGAAUCCGCUCGCUUAGAGGAAGUAUUUAUUCAGUCUCCAUUCCUCAGAAUGGAAACCUCCUCACAACUUCCGGGAGAGUUAAGGUCCUCUGCACAAGCUAUCACAGAGAUGGUGUGGGUAGAAGAAUUCCAGACGACUGCAAAGAGACAGGUUCCUAUGAUGGUCACUCACAUGCCUUCACUGUCACUGGAAGAUAUGUCAAAAUUACAGAUGGAGGAUCCAUACAUUGGUAAAUUUAGAAAUUACUGGGACAAGGAUAAAAAGCCAUCUAAUCGUCAACUCCUCCGAGAACACCCUAGGACCGGGCGAUUGUUCAAGUACUGGAAGCAGAUAGUGGAGGAUAAAGAUGUCCUGUACCGACAGAUACAGACAAAUGGAACAGUAAUCAAGCAAUUCUUACUACCAGAUUGCUUGAAGACAAAGGUGUUGAAGUCGGUACAUGAUGACCAUGGACAUCAGUGUUCUUCAAGGACAUUUUCCUUGUUGCAGAGUAGGUUUAUGUGGCCAUACAUGUCAAAAGCUGUAAAGGACUACUGCACAAAAUGCUACAGGUGCAUGUUAGGAAAACAUGGGGAGGUAGUCAAGCCAACCAUUGGAUCCAUUGUUGCAAGGAAACCAAUGGAAAUCCUGGCAAUCGAUUUCACAGUCCUCGAACCAGGAAGAAACAAAGUUGAGAAUGUGCUUGUCAUGACAGAUGUGUAUACCAAGUUCACCCAAGCCAUACCCCUGAGAGACCAGACAGCAAAGAGUGUUGCACGUACAUUGGUCAAGGAAUGGUUUGUGCACUAUGGAGUUCCACUUCGGCUGCACAGCGACCAGGGUAGGAACUUCGAAAGUAGAGUCAUUCACGAGCUGUGUAACAUCUAUGGCAUCCUGAAAACUAAAACCACUCCUUACCAUCCAGAAGGAAACGCCACAUGUGAACGAUUUAACCGAACACUGCACAAUUUACUUCGAACCCUACCCUCAGAGAAGAAGAACCAUUGGCCUGAACUACUACCAGAGCUCAUGUAUGCAUACAACUCAACUCGCCAUGCGACCACUGGAUACUCACCUAACUAUUUGUUCUUUGGCAGGGAACCUAGGGUUCCAAUUGACAUGUUGAUUGGUGUAAGUGACAAAGAGCAAGAGGAAUGGACUGCAGAACACCAGAAGAAACUGCAAGAUGUUUACCGCAUGGUAUCUGAGAGAACAGAGCAUGAAGCCUUAAAGAGAAGAAAUAGAGUCAACAAAGAUGCCGAGGACAAAGAAAUCUCCAUAGGAGCAAGAGUCUUCCUACGAAACCACCCCAAAGGCCGGAACAAGAUUCAAGAUGUAUGGAGCCUGGCACCAUACAAAGUAGUGGAAAAGAAAAUGUUCAAUCAAUAUGUCAUUCAGACACUACAAGGGGAGGAAAAUAGGAAAACUGUACACAGAAAGGAGCUUCUAGACUCAAGAACAUUAGUAGAGGACAUCCACAGAGAGUCUUCUCGGGAAGACAGUGUUACAACUGAAUUACCUAAUCGGGUGGAGCUGAGCAGCGAAGAAGACGAUGAUAUUGGGAGUGAAAAUGAUUUCUAUAUCAUCGGUGAAAUUCCUGGUGUGGAAACAGUGGAAGCCGGGAACAAGGGCGGAAAAGUGCCACAGGACACAGAUACUGCAGAAUCUGUGGGUCCGGAUGAAGCUUCAGCUGUGGAAGUUCUCAGUGAAGAAGACACACCAGUGGGACCUCAAGAUGAGUCCGAGGGUACUGCUUCAUAUGAAGCAGGGGAGGAGAAGAGCACAACUUCAUCCAAAGCGGGGGAGCUAGUGGCAGAACCUUCUGAGUUGGAGACAACACUGCCACGGAGGUCAACCAGGAGCACAGCUGGAAAACACCCUAAUCCCCUUAAUUUCCCGAGAUCAGUCCUCCAACAAUAACACGACGAUGCAGUUGGAUCCAUCUGUGAUUGCCGACAUCACAAGGACCCAGUUACUUCUGGUUCAACUGCUGUCAAACUCCGUCCAGAAGUGAUGAAAGACAUCUGAGAUGAAAUUUCAGUUGACAAACAGUAUUUACCAAAACAGUAUUUCAAUUGUGGUGCAAUUUUAUUACUGUUAUAUCCAAAUAUAUUUUUCUAUGUAUAUUUUUAAAGGAACAUUAUUUUGUAUGUUAGUUUGAGAUUCACAAUGUCCUUGCAGUGUAUCAUGUUGUCAUAAGGUAUCUGGUCUUGAUACUGAUAGAUGAGUACCACAAUGUCUUUGACGAAAUACCUUUUCUCGGGACCAUCUUGUGUAUAUCAUGGUAGAAAAGAAGUUAGUUUUGUUUAGCGUCUAGUUGCCAGGAGUCAACUAGGAAGCAGGGGAGUGUAAAGUAGCUAUCAGACACGCACUUUUGCUUACAUUAUCUUCGGCAGUUUCCGACUGUGCUCGGAAAUGUUUGUAAGCAUUCCUGAUUAAGAAGUUAUUUUAUAUGUCACAUUAAUGUAACCAUAUCCUUUUAAGAUUUGUUUAUUUCCUACAAGUUCACAAAUACGUAUCUGGCCUUAGUUAAUUACUGUGGGAUAUCCCAAAAUGCUCUGCUUAUCACUCCAUCUCGCGCUCAGGCCAAUUCCAUUGUUUUAGCCAGCCAGCCGAGCACGUUGUUUCAACACAGAGCACAUUGUUUUGGACCAGCCCUAAUUAGCUAUCUUAUCAAUGAUUAUGUCCUACUAGGCCUGGAAGCCCAUUCCAGUCGUUUACAGAUGCAACAGAGGUAGUUGGGGGUAAGUCUAUAAACCUCAACGGGUACAUUGUCAUUUGUUUGUCUAUACUUUCUUCAUGUUAGUUACUUGGUAAUUAGUAAGAUUAUUUAGUAUAUAAACUGUUAUAAAGGUGUUCAGACCCACUGGAUCUGUUUUUUUACUGGAAGUAACUGUGAGUGCUAUUGGUACAUUUGACAUUGUAUGUAAAAGAUACUUUCUACCAUGCAAAUGUUUAUAUUGUACUUUUAUGCAUUGAGUUCAUUGAAAAGAACUACACUGUGUGUAUUACUAUGAUGAAAUAUAAAUGUAUGAUAACUGAUACUUUCAGCCAUAUAUGAUUAUUAUAUACAUGUGUAAUAUGCCGAUACGAUACAGCAUUAUCAUCUAUGAAAGGCCAUACAUGAUGUUACCAAGUAUAUUAAAAGUUUGUAUAUUAUUGUUUAGGUCUACCAUCUUCAGUAUUAAUAAAAUACAUGGACCCAGAGAACGACUUUGUCCAGCUU
Haliotis rufescens (red abalone) is the source of this 3269-nucleotide messenger RNA. Its product is annotated as protein NYNRIN-like. The coding region runs from base 113 to 1963 and encodes 616 amino acids. The transcript has 2 exons. The record is from RefSeq and is a predicted model, not a curated record. Gene Ontology annotation, molecular function: nucleic acid binding. Gene Ontology annotation, biological process: DNA integration. NCBI's taxonomy places the organism in Eukaryota, Metazoa, Mollusca, Gastropoda, Lepetellida, Haliotidae.